Erinaceus europaeus (western European hedgehog) is the source of this 2958-nucleotide messenger RNA. It is a transcript of the gene CLN5, whose product is annotated as CLN5 intracellular trafficking protein. Gene Ontology annotation, molecular function: hydrolase activity, acting on glycosyl bonds. Gene Ontology annotation, biological process: lysosome organization. Lineage: Eukaryota; Metazoa; Chordata; Mammalia; Eulipotyphla; Erinaceidae. Bases 220 to 1308 code for a protein of 362 amino acids. Gene Ontology annotation, cellular component: lysosomal membrane; lysosome. The record is from RefSeq and is a predicted model, not a curated record. The transcript has 4 exons.
UCCUGUGAGGGCCUGACUGAAACUCCUUCCAGGAAGCCAAAGUUUAGAGGCUGCCGCAAGAAGGGAAGAAACCGAGAGCCAGCGAGCGAGCUCUGGGGGAGGGGCGGCGCUCAGGUCCAGCCGUGACCCGGGAGCGCCGCGCAGCGGCCGGUGCCGGGAGGGGCCCCGACUCCAACCCCAACCCGGUCCCGAGGACGGCGCGGGGGAGCGGCUCUGCGCAUGCGCCACUGGCGGGGCCUCCGAGGUCGCCUGACUCGUGAGGCCCUUAUGGCGCAGGCGGGGAGCGCCGGCCCGGAGAUCGGGGUCCAACGGGGCCGCACACCCUGGCUCUGGGCUCUGGCGGUGCUCUGGCUGGCGGCGGCUGAGGGCAGCCCUUCCAGGCGCAAAUGGCCGGUGCCCUACAAACGCUUUUCCUUUCGUCCAGAAGCAGAUCCGUACUGUCAAGCUAAAUAUACUUUCUGCCCAACUGGCUCACCCAUCCCAGUGAUGAAGGAUCAUGAUGUAAUUGAAGUCUAUAGGUUACAGGCCCCAGUAUGGGAGUUUAAAUAUGGAGGCCUCUUAGGACACUUGAAAAUUAUGCAUGAUGCCAUUGGAUUCAAGAGUAGCUUAACUGGCAAAAACUAUACAAUUGAAUGGUAUGAACUUUUCCAACUUGGAAACUGCACAUUUCCCCACCUCCGACCUGAAAUAAAUGCCCCCUUCUGGUGUAAUCAAGGUGCUGCUUGCUUUUUUGAAGGAAUUGAUGAUAUACACUGGAAGGAAAAUGGAACAUUAGUACUGGUAGCAACAAUAUCAGGAAACAUGUUUAACAAAAUGGCAAACUGGGUAAAGUGGGACAAUGAAACAGGGAUUUAUUAUGAGACAUGGACAGUCCAAGCCAGCCCAGAAAAAGGGGCACAGACAUGGUUUGAAUCCUACGACUGUUCUCAGUUUGUGUUAAGGACAUAUAACAAGUUGGCUGAACUUGGAGCAGAGUUCAAGAAGACAGAAACCAAUUAUACAAGAAUAUUUCUCUACAGUGGAGAACCUACUUGUUUGGGAAAUGAAACAUCUGUUUUUGGACCAGCAGGAAACAAGACUCUUGCUCUGGCCAUAAAAAAAUUUUAUUACCCCUUCAAACCAUAUUUGUCAACUAGAGAAUUCCUGUUCAGUCUCUUGGAAAUUUUUGAUUCUGUGAUUAUACACAGACAAUUCUAUUUGUUUUAUAAUUUUGAAUAUUGGUUUUUACCUAUGAAAUUCCCUUUUGUCAAAAUAACUUAUGAAGAAAUCCCUUUGCCUAUCAGAAACAAAGCAUUAUCAGGCUUUUAACACUGUCUUUUUUCUCCAGUUACCUGCAUACCAGCAGUUUUUCAGGGAAUGGUCUCUAUUAAUUUCUUGGCCUUCUAUGGGACAGAAAAAUAAAACAUACGAGGAUAAAAUUGUUGUAUAAUAGUAUUUCAAAUUUUCUUUUCAUGGAAAGAAGCUCAAACCAUUAUUGUAUUUGGUCAAUGUGAGCUAGUUUAGUGAUUUCCCACUUAUACCUCAAAAUUUGAGCCAGGUAAAUAGCAAAUGCAGGAUUAACAAACCUGAAACUCCAAGUUUAAUCCAGAAGUGAGUGCUAUGGUCUCACGUCAAUAAAUAUAUAUUCUCGUAAUUAAGAAAACAAAACCCGGCGCCAGGCGGUGGCACACCUGGUUGGACAUAACAUAAUGUACAAGGACUCAGGUUCAAGUCCCCAGUCCCUGCCUGCAGAGGGGAAGCUUUCCAAGUGGUGAAGCAAUGCUGCAGCUGUCUCUCCCUCUCGCCUCUCCCCUUUCCUCUCAAUUUGUCACCAGUAAAUAGAUAAAUAAAAUCCCACCCUGGUAUAUGAAUACUUAAUAGUUCAUGUAAAUUAUGAGAUUUUUGGACCCCAUAGCCUAAAGUUAUGGAUCUAGUGUGCCAAGAUUUUAAAAAUAUUCUCACUGAUGAGAACCACUUAUUCCGCUUUACAAUAGUUGUGAUUUUUUCAUUUAAACUUAAAAUUUACGCUUUUUGUUGUUGUUUUGACUAUUGUUUUGACAACUUUUUGUUGUUGCUUUUGUAACAUUUGGACAUUUGGAACUACAUCAAGUAGUUGGGUUUUUUUUUCUUUCCUACCAGAGCACUGCUCAGCUCUGGUUUAUUUAUGGUGGUGCAGGGGAUUGAACCUGGUACUUUGGAACCUCAGGCAUCAAAGUCUCUUUGCAUAACCAUUAUGCUCUCUCCCCUGCCCUAGUUUUUGUUUUCUUAAAGAAUGGAAUAGUUAAGCUACCUUACACUAUUGCUGGAGUGGUUUUCCUUCCAAUUGUUCUCAAAAUCAAAGAACACAUUUCAGGCUACUAAUUUAGAAGUGGCCAGUAACAGGCAUUCUGAGACUUAAACAUCUUAACAUCUCUGAACCUUAAUUUCAUUCUAAAAUGACUAAUGCCAGAAUUAAUAAAGAUUGAAGCUGUGUUUGGGAUAGUAGGGUAAACAAUAAAUGGUAGCAAUAACAAUUAAUCAAAGAACAAAAUGCUAUCCUUGAUCUUGCCUACCAUAGUUUAUGUGCCAACCUUUCCGUGUUUGUAUUACUCACCUAGACUUUGAGCUGACAGCACAGUGCUUCUUCAGUUACUCAAACAUCUGGGACAUGGAAAUGUUUCUUAAGGUUUGUUAGCAUGUAAUAUACAAAGAGUAGUAUUCCAAAACCAUAGACAGGCUUUUCCUUAAUCACAGCUAAGGGAAAAUAUGCUGACCAAAGUUUAAUUUCAGCAUCUUCCUCACACUUACCCUCUAUUGUCUAAGUAGCUUCCUGUACUUCAAACUUUUUUCUCAUAUUUAAAAUAAGAUAGGGUAUUAGUGAUAUAUAUUGAACUGAUUAUUAUAAAGGCAAGCUCUUAAAUUUGGGAAUAAAAGGCUUUGUAUCCUCUUCUAAAAUGUAUUUAUUAUGAGAAUGAGACAGCAUAAAGCAUUAUUCCACCA